AUGUCUUUCCCUAUCCGUUCAUUGCCUCGGUCAUUCCUCCGGUCCUACGGGACUGUGCAGGGGUCGAGUGUGUUGUCCAGUCAGAGUCAGAUCCCUCUCACAUUGACUGAUGCGACGGGAGCAACCGCCCCACGCACCACUUGGACUCGAGAUGAAGUCAAGCAGAUCUAUGAGACGCCAUUGAACCAACUCACAUACGCGGCCGCUGCCGUUCACCGUCGCUUCCAUGACCCUUCCGCCAUCCAGAUGUGCACUUUGAUGAACAUCAAGACUGGUGGCUGCAGUGAGGAUUGCUCCUACUGUGCCCAGUCUUCGCGGCACAACACUGGCCUCAAGGCCACCAAGAUGAGCCCCGUUGACGAGGUUCUGACCAAGGCACGAAACGCCAAGGCCAAUGGCAGUACCCGUUUCUGUAUGGGGGCUGCCUGGCGAGACAUGCGCGGCCGCAAAACCAGUCUCAAGAAUGUGAAGCAGAUGAUCACCGGCAUCCGGGACAUGAACAUGGAGGUCUGCGUCACCUUGGGCAUGAUCGACGAGCAUCAGGCCAAGGAGCUGAAGGAGGCCGGCCUCACCGCAUACAACCACAACCUCGACACCUCGCGUGAAUUCUACCCAUCCGUUAUCACCACCCGCUCUUACGAUGAGCGCCUAAAGACGCUCUCGCACGUCCGUGAUGCCGGUAUCAACGUCUGCUCAGGUGGGAUCCUCGGUCUGGGCGAGGCUGACUCCGACCGCAUUGGUCUCCUGCACACCGUCUCCAGCCUCCCUGCGCACCCCGAAUCCUUCCCCGUCAACGCUCUUGUCCCCAUCCCUGGAACUCCUCUCGGCGACCGCAAGAUGAUCCCCUUUGACCGUCUGCUCCGAACCGUCGCAACCGCCCGUAUCGUGAUGCCCGCCACUAUUGUUCGUCUGGCUGCCGGUCGCGUCGCUCUCACCGAGGAGCAGCAGAUUGCCUGUUUCCAGGCCGGUGCGAAUGCCGUCUUCACCGGCGAGAAGAUGCUGACCACUGACUGUAACGGCUGGGAUGAGGAUAAUGUCAUGUUCAAGCGUUGGGGAUACUACCCCAUGAAGAGCUUCGAGAGGGCCAAGCUGAGAGUUGACGCCCCAGUAUCGGCUGAAACGGCUGAACCCGAGGCUGCUGCGCCGGUCGCGGCUAGCCCUUAG
Molecule: messenger RNA, 1164 nt
Organism: Penicillium canescens
Lineage: Eukaryota; Fungi; Ascomycota; Eurotiomycetes; Eurotiales; Aspergillaceae
Product: biotin synthase
Exons: 2
Coding region: 1-1164 (387 amino acids)
Biological process (GO): biotin biosynthetic process
Cellular component (GO): mitochondrion
Molecular function (GO): 2 iron, 2 sulfur cluster binding; biotin synthase activity
Source: RefSeq, a predicted model, not a curated record